Sinocyclocheilus anshuiensis is the source of this 4448-nucleotide messenger RNA. RefSeq names its product bromodomain-containing protein 2-like. The record is from RefSeq and is a predicted model, not a curated record. The transcript has 12 exons. Bases 607 to 3024 code for a protein of 805 amino acids. Gene Ontology annotation, cellular component: chromatin; nucleus. Gene Ontology annotation, biological process: chromatin remodeling; regulation of DNA-templated transcription. Lineage: Eukaryota; Metazoa; Chordata; Actinopteri; Cypriniformes; Cyprinidae.
AAACUUUUUUUGCCAGGGUUUUUUCUAAACGGAAUUCUAAUAUUCAGAGCAUUUGGAAAGGAAUCGAAUGGAAUCGGAUUAUAUUAUCCAAGAAGAUAAUCUCAAAAAUAACCAGGUUUAAUGUUUUGCCAUGGCGCGAUGGUUUGCGAGGCACGUGACAGACUCCAUCCAAUCACGGCGCGGCAACGACAGCCAUGUCUUCUUUGUUCUGGAUUUAUCAACAUUACUGACUAAUUACAAGUUUACAGUUUAUGGAUUUUUUUUAAGAUCGCGUCUUUAAUCGCUAAGGAAAUGCCUUCGUUUGCAAUGUAUCUUAAAAAGAAGACUUGUUUUCAGGAUACCCCGCUUAAAACCAGGUUAAAUCGCGCGAGUAGUUGUGUGGGUUGUCACGUGACUCUACCUGCCCCCACUUCGAUCCAAUGAAUGGAGAAGAAGAAGAAGAAGUCGGACAUGUUUGAGGGAAAUGUGUUGAAUAAAGAAACGUGGCUGAAGACGAGAAGAAAAUCAGGAUUUUAUCCAACAAUGAGGAAUUCGACAUAUCUUGCUCUUCCUUUUUAUAUUCAGUUCACUUAAUCUGGAUAGAGCUCUCUGGGCGGGGGCGACGGCAUGCAGGGGGUCACCAUGAUGGAGCAUACCAUCUCCACUCCCGGCAAACGCAUCCGCAAGCCGUCGCUGCUGUACGAGGGCUUUGAAGGACCUGCCCUGCCCCAGGUUCCUCAAUCCGGGCCCCCUCAAACCCUUGUGCGGGACCCCGUUCGUCAGGGCCGCAUGACCAACCAACUGCAGUUCCUCCAGAAGGCUUUGCAGAAGACGCUGUGGAGGCAUCACUUCGCCUGGCCUUUCCAUGAGCCGGUGGAUGCUACCAAGCUCAACCUGCCUGAUUAUUACAAAAUCAUUAAACAGCCCAUGGAUAUGGGGACUAUCAAGAGAAGACUAGAACACAAUUAUUACCGCAGUGCCAGCGAGUGCUUGCAGGAUUUCAACACCAUGUUUACCAACUGCUACAUCUACAACAAGCCAACAGAUGACAUCGUCCUGAUGGCUCAGUCUCUGGAGAAGGCUUUCCUGCAGAAGGUUGCACAGAUGCCCCAAGAGGAGGAAGAGAUUCCUGCACCUGUCCCUAGGGGCAAACAGGGCAAACCUAAAAAAGGCCACAAAUCAAUCUCAGGUGGAUUCACGACAGCUCAUCAGGUUCCUGCUAUAUCUUCCGUGUUCCAGUCGGCCUACUCCCCUCCCACUCCAGACACCCCAGACUCGGUCUUCUCCACCCCACCGCAGAUGCUUAUAACUAAGACUUUGCCUCUCACUUCACACAGCACCCCUGCACUGAUGGGUCUGCCCCCUACCCAACCGACUGCAAAGAAAAAGGGUGUCAAGCGCAAGGCAGACACGACCACCCCCACCACCACAGGCAUGGCGCUCACUAUGGGUGUAGGUGGGAUGGGUCUCGGCAUGGGCGGAGGUGACUCCCCACUCACCCUCUCCGCUUUGGUUGCCGACCCCACACAGAGCCUGUCCCUCGGCCUGGGCCUGGGCAUGGGCCUUGGUGGAGGCCUGGUUGGAGACAAAGUACCGGCAAGACGAGGUGGCAGUGGCAGGCCCAUCAAACCCCCACGGAAAGACUUGCCCGACUCCCAGAACCAACAUCAGCCGGUGCGGCGCGGGAAGCUAAGCCAGCAGCUACGGUACUGUAGCACGAUUCUCAAAGAGCUGCUGUCGAAGAAGCACGCGGCCUACGCCUGGCCCUUCUACAAGCCGGUGGAUGCUUCCUCACUGGGACUGCACGACUAUCAUGAUAUAAUCAAGUAUCCCAUGGAUCUAAGCACAAUUAAGAGGAAAAUGGAUCAUCGGGAGUACAGGGAUGCGUUGCAGUUUGCUGCAGACAUCAGGCUAAUGUUCUCAAACUGUUACAAGUACAAUCCCCCAGAUCACGAUGUGGUGGCCAUGGCUCGAAAAUUACAGGAUGUCUUUGAGUUCCGCUUCGCCAAGAUGCCAGAUGAGCCUUUGGAGUCCCUCCCACCUGCGUCCCUGGGCGGCGGCCUGGGCGGUCACUCCUCCUCUUCCUCCUCCUCUUCCUCGUCCUCGUCGGAGAGCGACGUGAGCAGCGAGAGCGAGAGCAGCCCGAGCUCUGACAGUGAGGAGGAGAGAGCGCAUCGCCUGGCCCAGCUUCAGGAACAGGUGUGUACACAGUUGAGGGCGGUGCACGAGCAGCUGGCUGCGCUGUCCUCUACACCCAUCAUCAAGCCCAAGAAGAAGAAAGACAAGAAGAAAAAGAAGAAGCUGGAAAAACACAAGCGGGCCAGGAGUAUGAUGGAGGACGAGGUACUCGUCCGGCCGCCAAAAACGCCAAAACUCUCCAAGACACCAAAGAGCAGGCGCAACAGCAAAGCAGCCAGCUCCACUCAGGGCAAGAAGGGCUCCAAUAAGAAGAGCAGCAAGAGCAAAUCCUCAAAGAAAUCUCAAGCCCCCUCUUUUAACUCUCACCAAAUGAGCCAAGGCGGUCUUACGCCACACUACGACUCUGAGGAGGAAGAGGAGACCAGCCCCAUGAGUUAUGAUGAGAAGCGGCAGCUCAGUCUGGACAUCAACAGGCUGCCGGGCGAGAAACUGGGCCGCGUCGUUCACAUCAUCCAAUCGCGAGAGCCCUCGCUGCGUGACACCAACCCCGAGGAGAUCGAGAUUGACUUUGAGACGCUCAAGCCGUCCACGCUGCGUGAGCUGGAGCACUACGUCAUGAUGUGUUUACGCAAGAAACCACGGAAACCUGGCGUGGCUGUCAAAGGCGCUGCAGGAAAAUCCCGUGAGGAGCUGACUCUGGAGAAGAAGAGAGAGCUGGAGAGACGACUGCAGGACGUCAGCGGCCAGCUCAACUCCGGCAAGAAACCACAGAAAACCAAAGUGGAGAAGCCCACUGGGGUGGAGGCUCAUGCCAUGGCGUCUCGUCUCAGCGCCAGCAGCUCCAGCUCCGACUCCUCCUCCUCAUCCUCCUCUUCCUCCUCCUCUGACACCAGUGACUCAGACUGAAAGAAUGGACAUCAAAUAAAACAUGCACUCCAUCUCAGAAUAGAAUAAAGUUCUGCUCUUAGUAACAGUAACUAAUGAGGUGUUUAAAGAAGAGCAGUGUUUCUCUUUAGAUGUGUAGAAGCAGGUCACAGAGAAUUCUGAGAAAUGCUGGACGGAGAAGGAACUGACGGAAAAAGCAGACCAGGGCAUCGUCCUUUCUGUUAGUCCAUCCUUCUUUACUUUGUGUAUAUACAUGUACAAAGAUAUAUAAAUAUCUAUUUUUCUUUUAUAAAGAAGAAUUUUAAGCAAUUCCCUGGUAGGGAAGAAAACUCAAAUCUGACUUUUUCUUUUGUAAAUAUUUUGUUGCUUUUUUUCACUCUCUCUCUCUCUUUUCGUUUGACCUUUUAGUAGUUGGUCCUUAAGAAAACAAAAGGCUUGGAGUGGAAACUGCUGUCACUUUUGUUUGCAUGAGUGAGUGUGUGAUGUGUGCCAUUGAAUCCCGUGGUUUCCUAUUUACACACUGCACAUACAUGGAUGUGUUGGCGCUUGGUUGUGCAUUUGAAUGAAAAGAACAAAGCUCCACCUGUUCAAAUGGCAUCUGUUCACCCAGAAGUUAUGAGAACAGGAAGUUACGUCACCAGUCUCUGUCCGAUGGGCGAGAUCUUGGCUUUAGUGGCGUGUUUAAACUUGAAUCUGAUAACUCUCCAUCCAGCCUGCUUUAUUCCCAUGGUCAAAUGAAUGAGUUCAAAUCUCCAGUGUUUUAUAUACAGACAUGCAGAAUCUUGCUCUUUGAAUUCAGCUGGACCACAUGAGCAUUUAUUUUUUUUGGAUGCAUAAAUAAUUUUUAUGUUCAUGUGGUUUCGGUCACGAUUUCUAGAGCAUAACAGAGUCUUAGAUGCACUAUGAGAGGUACACAGCUGCUUAAUUAGGUGUUGAUGUGAAUACUGUUUGUAAAUCUUGGUUUUUGAGUUUUAGUCUUGUUUUAGUGUGUUUAUUAUUAUUCGCCCAGAGAGUUAAUGCACAAUUUAUGGUUUUAACAAAGUGAAAAACCCUCAUAUUUAGAAAUUAAAUACUUGGAAAUAUAGUUUCAGUUUCAUAACACAACAAUAACAACCAAAUUUGACGCUUGUAUUUUUUUUCUUCUUCCAAAAUGUGUACAUAUGUAACAGUUUCAUGACCUCGCAGCUUGCAUCUGUCAAUAUGACCUGAUUUCUGUUUCCUGCAUUUUUGUUUUUCUUUGUUUACUACUGUCCUCAGCUCUUCUCUUUAGUGUUGUGGCUGUUUUUUUCCACAGCUUGUUGUGUAUUUUUAAGAAAACAGCAAAACAUAACCAUGAAAUGAAACCUCAAGCUGUAAGCAUCAUCUCAACCGAUGCUUCAUGCGAUCAUUAUUCUCAUUUGGAAAAUGUCACGUUAAUAAAGAGGGUGAGAUGUCCUUAAAACAAA